AUGGAUUUUAGUGAGGAUUAAUAAAACAAUUAGUUAGGUUUAGAUAAAGAUGUCUCUAAAAUAUCAUUUUUGUCAAUUUUAAAACAUCUUAGCUCAUUGAAUUAAAUGUUCAUCAUAGAGAUGGAAGUCAUUUUCAAAAGAACAGGUUUUUAUAAAAAUGUCAAAAAUUUUUAAAGGAUUCUACCAAAAGAAGAAAAAUUAUUUAAAUAAGAAAAAGAAAUAGAAACAAUUAUAAAACGUAAAAUACUGAAGAAAUAAUAAAUGACAAAGUCACAUUCAAAGAAAAAACUAUUUGCAUCGAAUAAUUACGAUUCAGCUCUACAUAAUAAUUUAGUUGAUUCAAAAUAUUCUUUUCAUUCAGAAAUAUCGUUGAGCUAUAAACAAGCUAAUAAAUUAAUUUUUAGCAAAAUUGUGUAAUUAGAAGAUACUUUAGAAAAUAAAGAUUUAGCAGAAAAAUUAAGAAUAAUCAAAUAAUAUUUGAAUCAAUGUAUAAUUCAUAACAAAUGAUAUUUUAGCAUUCACUCUAGAUAAAAUGAACAGAUUUGAAGAAACCUUGAAAAAUUAUGAUUGAGCAAUACAAAAAAAUCCAGAAGAUUCAAGAUACUAUUGUAAUAAAGGUAUAAUUCUAAAUGGAAGAUAUUUUAGCUAAUACUCUAGAAUAAAUGAACAGAUUUCAAGAAGCUGUGGAAAAUUAUUUUUCGGCAAUACAAAAAAAUCCAGAAGAUUCUGACUAUUAUAAUGGCAAAGGUAUAAUUCAAAAUUUGAUGAUACUUAAGCAAUAACUCUAGAUAAAAUGAACAGAUUUGAAGAAGCUUUGUAUAAUGAUGAUUCAGCAAUACAAAAAACCCAGAAGAUUCAAGAUAUUAUUUUAAUAAAGGUAUAAUUCAAAAUGGAUGAUAUUUUAGCUAAUACUCUAUUUUUAUAUAAUUUACAAUGACGUUAGAAUAAAUGAACAAAUUUGAAGAAGCUUAUGAUAUAAUAAUUUAGAAAUUUCCACAAACCUCCACCUAAAAUUAAGUAAAAGGUAUAAUAGUAUAAUAACGAAUAUUUAGCUCUCACUUUAAUUCUAAUUACUCGAAUUCGACAAGCAUAAUAAAUUCUCUGAAAUUUAUUUACCUAUUUGA
Molecule: messenger RNA, 1124 nt
Organism: Paramecium octaurelia
Lineage: Eukaryota; Ciliophora; Oligohymenophorea; Peniculida; Parameciidae
Source: the annotation of a GenBank genome assembly